Paramormyrops kingsleyae is the source of this 3120-nucleotide messenger RNA. Its product is annotated as FERM domain-containing protein 4B-like. Gene Ontology annotation, cellular component: bicellular tight junction; adherens junction. Gene Ontology annotation, biological process: establishment of epithelial cell polarity. The record is from RefSeq and is a predicted model, not a curated record. NCBI's taxonomy places the organism in Eukaryota, Metazoa, Chordata, Actinopteri, Osteoglossiformes, Mormyridae.
UUUCUUGAUAUUUUUGAUGUUAUGCAGCAAUGGCAGACUUGGGUUCAAGUGAGGAGUUGAGGAAGAUCUCUGCACUGAGGAGGAAAGAGAAGGAGAUAAAGGAAAACCUGAGUCAGAAACUUGAGGAGCUGAAGGGCAUCUGCUUGAGAGAAGCAGAGCUGACUGGCAGGCUUCCGGAGGAGUUCCCCUUAUCUCCAGGUGAAACGGCCCCUACGGUCCGCCACAGGGUGGGGGCCAUGUUCAAGCUCAACGACAUUCCCCUGAAUGGGGACCCUUACUUGAGGAGCUUGGAGAUGGGUUAUGCUGUACAGCAGAAGAUUGUGGAGGCAUCUAACAGUCUGGCAGCUGAGGCUAAACAGCACAAGUCAGUGAAGAAGGCGAGAAGGAGAAACUGCCUGAAAGCUAUGCGGAAACUUAGUGACAUAAAGGAAGAAAUGGACCACUACAGUGCUCAAAUGAAAGAGACGUCAACACACACUAGUUGCCCAAUCACCGACGGCACUCAUUGUGAGGGUAGCUUGGUGCAGUGCUCAUCCCAGCAACUGGCACAGUCUUCAUCUAGUGACCUGCAAAGCGAUGUGGCCUCCGGCAGAUGGAGCUGCAGUGACACUGCAGAGGGUCCAAAUGCAAACCCCGGAAGAAUCUUAUUGGCCCAUAGUAGCCCUUUCAAAGAUCCAUCCAGAUACCCCAGAGUCAUUACCCAGCAUUCCCACUGCAGCACCAGGCUAAGAUUUGAGAGCGAUGACCAGCUAUUUCUGCAGUUUGAUGAACAUUCAAAGGCAAAGUCUAAUAUCACAGCCGUCUUAACCACCCUGGCCCAUACCAGCACUGGCAAUGAUGUCCUGGACCACAGUUUGUCGGGUUCGAACCAGCUCAAUAAAGAUUUCAAUUGUCCAGCAUACAGUCCCAAUUGUACUCUAGACUCUAGCAUCUGGAGGCAGCCAUAUCAUAAAAAUGGAAUCAUCCCUGUCAGCUGUAGUAAUAUGCCCAACCUGGUGUGUAACAUCUGCUGCCCUGAGUACCAGGUCCUGCCUUGGAGAUCUUCCACUGCACAUCGCUUCGUUGGGUGCUCCUGCGGUAUUCACUCCAGCUCUGAUUACGGAACCUGUCAGUCUGCCCAUCAUCAGGAGGGCGGCCAUGUUAUUAGGCCUGCAUGCAGAAAUGGACACAGUGUAUAUGAGGAAACAGAGAGCUUCCCCCACAGUUUCUAUACCACAGUCCCUAGGCAGGUAUCCAAGAGCAUGCAACGGGCCCGUGUGGCAGAACACCUCCAAGACUGGUAUCAGCGUAGUGUGUCACAAUGGAACUUGGCCUGCAGUCUGCAGGGUAGGUUUACCUAUGAGAGGAGUCCUAUGAAGAACCUGGGCUACCAGACCGUAUCAUCCCAUCUGAGAUACUCAAGGAAGGCUCCUUCCAAAAGCUCAGGUAUGAAGCAGCUGCCUGAUUCCUGAAAACUGUGAUGCCUUGGCACGAUGGGUUCAUUUGGAAAAGGGUGAGAAACUCGUAUCCUGUUACAAGUGGUCUGUGUCACCUGCAGUGAGCCAUUUGUGUGCGGCCUGCUGUGCCUUCACCUGAACGACUGCUCUGAGAAGUACUUUUUCUUGGAAAUGGACCCCCAGAACAAGGCUGGGCAACAGUACAACAGACCCUCUUUUAAGAUAUUUACAUGAAUUUCGUAGUUGAGCACUUUUGGACGGAUGAAAAUUCUGCAGGGCUGAGGCUGUACAGAACUGCAACUGAGAAUGUUUUUGUUUUACAUAGCUGAGGCCUGUGUUUAUUUUGGUUUAUUUGGCCUGUAAGGCAACAACAGUGCAGUCUUUUUUAUAUAUUUCUAUCAUCCAAAUAACAGUAUACUUUUGGUCCAUUUCUGGUUGAACCAAUUUUGCUAUAUCAAAAUUAAUAACAAAGAAAUACAUAAAGCUUGCACUAUACCUUAAACUUGUAGCAGAUUAAAAUAUUUGUGUCUUGUUUUGCUUUGAAUGUUACACACUUCUGAUCAUACAUCCACUUGAACAAAGUGAACCAGUUGGUGAAGGACUCAUGACUAGCGGAUAGAUGUCUGGAAAUCAAGUGAAACACCUUUAGCAGGUGCUGUCUAACCACAGUCUGACCUUGUAGUGUGAUCAUUCUGUCUGCUGUCUGUAUGUGCUCUCGCCCACCAUCUUGUGUUCUGAGGGUAAUCUGAGACGUCACAGAAACAAAAGAGCUACUGUGCACUGUGCUGAGACUUGUAAAUCCUGCAGAUGACUGAAUUAUGCUUAAUGAAUUUUAGAAUGCCUUUAGUGUUUUAGACAAGGCUUCUUUUACUAGGAAUUCAGACUGUUAGACAGAUCAUGAAAUGAGUCACAUACUGUCCUGUCCUGAAUAUUGUGGCUAUGGGUAGAGUGACUAAAGCAUCUCAUGAUGGUAAAUGGUAAAAUAAAAAAAACAAAACAAAAAAAACAAAACAAAAGAAAAGCAUCUGGUUAGACCAAACUUGUAGAAGCACGACUACGCCAAAGGGCAUUGUAUGGCUUGGUGGAAACAGGAAUCCGGAGACAAAGCCAUUUACACUUUACAUGCAUGGGUGGUUCCCUUAUACUUUCUCACAGAUUUCACAUUUAAUGUUACCUUCAACCCACUUGACCAGAUGUUUCCAUAUGGAAGCAACAGAUGUCACCUCCUUCACAGAUCAGACAAUAGACUCUCACUGUAUUCGGUGCCAAUCGUUCUACUGGAGCUACAAGUCACGACUGUAUUGUUAUGCCACCGCUACCAGCAUGGGAGGGACUGGUAGCCGGGGCAGCUGCCCUAGUGCCCGGGCCCCCACCAGCGACGUCGACCCCCCCCCGACUAAAAAGGUCUCAUAUAUAUGCAAAAACAUCGGUGCAGAUAAAGGCACUGAUGUCAUACAGAUUGUGUGAGUUCUUGACAUGCUACUUUUAUAUCUCUCAUUUUUAUGUAUACAAUCUCACACACACACACACACGCACACAGGUUUGUGUAUCUUUGUGGGGACAUUCCUUUCAUUAGAAAAAUCUAAUCCCCACAAUGUCAAAAUAACAGAUUUUUAUCACACGUUGUGGGGGACAGUUUGUCCCCACUAUGUAAUAUAAACCAAAUACACACACACACACACAC